Molecule: messenger RNA, 1834 nt
Organism: Amaranthus tricolor (Joseph's coat)
Lineage: Eukaryota; Viridiplantae; Streptophyta; Magnoliopsida; Caryophyllales; Amaranthaceae
Product: probable polygalacturonase At1g80170
Exons: 9
Coding region: 138-1532 (464 amino acids)
Biological process (GO): carbohydrate metabolic process
Molecular function (GO): polygalacturonase activity
Source: RefSeq, a predicted model, not a curated record
CUUUCAAGUCAAGCCAAAUUACCACAAAUCUCCAUUAUGAAUGCUAAUCCUUGUAUAUAUAUAUAUGCAAACUCGGUUUCUGCUCAUAAAUUAUCCAAGUUUAAUGAUUUUAUAACAUUAUACACAACUCAAAAAUUAUGGAAAUAUUCUUUGUUCUAUUCCUUAGCUUGUUGAUUACGGCUCAUGGGUCUGCCGAAUAUGAGCUACAUAGCAAAAUGGCUAUGCUUAGAGAACUUGAAAGCUUCGAUGUUUAUGAAGGAGAUGAAAUUGACGAUUUUGAAGAGCCUUCAUGGACAAGUUCAAAUGGUGCGCGAGUUCUUGUUAAUGUUGAUAGUUUCGGUGCUGUUGGAGAUGGAAAUUCCGAUGAUACCCAGGCCUUUGUAAAUGCAUGGAAGCAAGCUUGUUCUACCGCGAAAUCAGUGUUACUAGUUCCUGAACGAGGGCGUUACCUUGUUAAUGCUACAAGAUUUGAAGGACCGUGUGCGGGUAGAAUAGUCGUCCAUGUUGAUGGCACAAUAGUUGCACCAGGAGAGCCUAAAGACUGGGAUCCAAAAUUGUCCCGGAUAUGGUUGAAUUUUCAUAACUUGUCAAGUGCCAUUUUCCAAGGCAAAGGAGUUCUUGAUGGUUCAGGCAGUAAAUGGUGGGCUGCAUCCUGCAAAAAGAACAAGACCAAUCCAUGUAAAGGAGCACCAACAGCACUAACGAUCGAUUCAAGUUCUGCUGUGAGGGUCAAGGGUCUGACUAUCCAGAAUAGCCAACAGAUGCAUUUUGUUAUUUCCCGGUCUGAUUCUGUAAGAGUGUCAAAUGUUCUUAUUUCUUCCCCGGAAGACAGCCCUAACACUGAUGGAAUACAUAUCACCGAAUCAACAAAUGUCGCUCUUCUUGACUGUAAGAUCGGAACAGGGGAUGAUUGUAUUUCAAUCGUCAAUGCGAGUUCAGCUAUCAAGAUGAAGAGAAUCUAUUGUGGUCCUGGACAUGGUAUCAGCAUUGGAAGUCUUGGCAAAGAUAAUUCAACUGGCAUUGUCACAAAAGUGGUCUUGAAUGGUGCUUUUAUAAGGAACGCAAGUAAUGGGGUCAGGAUCAAGACUUGGCAGGGAGGAUCUGGCUAUGUCAAAGCAGUACGAUUCGAAAAUGUGAUGAUGGAAGACGUUGCAAAUCCUAUAAUUAUCGAUCAAUUCUAUUGUGAUUCUCCCAAUCCUUGUGGAAACCAGUCGACUGCAGUGCAAAUAAGCCAGGUAAUGUACCGGAAUAUUACAGGAACGACAAAGAGCAAGGAGGCCAUGAAGUUUGCUUGCAGCGACACGUUUCCUUGCAGGAACAUAGUCCUGACCAACAUUGACUUGCACAAGAAGGAUGGCACAGCAGAGACAUAUUGCAACUCAGCCACGGGUUUUGGGUUCGGAGUCAUCAAUCCGCCUGCUGAUUGUCUGACCUCUAAUGACAAAGAUUAUUCCAAUUCUGAUCAUCAAGAAAUCGUAAUUUCUCAGCUUGAGGAAUCAAUACAAGAUCACCUUGUUCAUACAGAACUCUGAUUUUGCUUCUACUAGUAUUAUAUAUAUAUAUAUAUAUAUAUAUAUCACACUUGACUUUAGUAAUGGAUUUAUUGUACUUAUAAUGGAAUUAUUAUGACGUAGAAUGUAUGAUUUAGGGAAGGAUUUUACUUUAGAUUUGGUUUGUUCCAAAUCCAAGUCUUAGAAUUUUACCUUUCCAAUUUUAUUAUUCUUUUUUUUUUUUUUAACAAAUUGGGUUGUAAUGAUGCAAUAGAUUGAUUUGUUUGAUUGAUUGUUAUUAAUGGAGGAUUAUGGAAAUAUUUUUAUUUGAGGGGACAAAUGAA